CUUUGGCAAUAGAAAAUAACAACCUCCUCCUUCACCUCUCUCUCUCUCUCUCUCUCUCUCUCUCUCUCUCUCUCUCAAAUACCAAAAAAAUGGAAAUCACUGUUGAAAUGAUCAAGGAAUCGCUCAAAGACCCUUACUACCAUUACAACGGCUAUACCAUCCACGUCGAGAACCACCGCAUCCUCACCGUCAUCUCCGGCUGCGACCUCACUGUCAGCAAGUGGAUCAAACAUGUCUCCAAAACCAACAACGACUCUGCUUCCUCCUCCUCCAAGAAAUCUCUCAUUGUCGGUGUCUCCACCGAUAAGCAGUACAUUUCCGGCAGUAAAGGCUCCGAGAAUUACUGUCCGUACAACAUCUUACCGCGCUGCGUCGGCUCUCACUGUCUCAUCUACCACCUCCCGCACCCUGAGUGUUACCACACCUGUAAGUCUCUCCGAGACUUCUUCUCCAAUCCUAAAGUCAUAGCUGUAGGUGUUAGCAUAAAGCCGGUGGCUAAACAGUUAGAGAAGGAGUUUGAGAUUAAGUUUGAGAAAGUGAUAGAUGUCCAUGAGCUAGCUGUGAAGAAGAUAGGGCAAGAGUUGUUAGAUCUGAAUGUGAGCAAGUUUGACUUGGAUAAUAUGGCUAAGGCUUUGCUAGGAAAACACAUGGAUGUUGUGAGGCCUGAGGAGAAAGCGGAGUGGUUUACUAAGACUGGUGAGAAGGUGAAGUUAGCAACUGUGGAUGCUUAUCUCUGUUUUUUGAUGGGUUGGGAGCUGUUAUAUGAUGCGGAUGAGUGUAAGCGCAAUGUUUCUCUUGCCUUAAAGCAGAAGAUGAAGAAGGAGAGUAAGCAUCUGAAGAAUCAUAGGAAAAAGAAGAUCAAGAUAUUGUUUAAGAGAUCAAGGAUGAAUUUCAGGGAUGAUAUGGUUUGGUAGUUAGUAAAGACUUACUUAGUCUCUGUCUGGCUAGCUAUUAAGAGGCUAGUAUUAGGAGUUGCUGCUCGCUUUAGUUUUGGUUACUACUUAAUUUUACUAGCAGCAGCAGCGGUGUUGAGUAGUGGUGGAAUAUUCUGGACAUGUACGUGGAUGACUGAUUAUUGACACGUGGAAAGAAGUAGAGCAAAAAUUUGAAAGUGCACGGGAAGAGGAAAUUCCAAGUAGAUGGCGAAGGCACCACCACCACCCAAAGGCAAAUAUGUUCCAAUUUGAAACAAGGCAGGCUUCUCCAUUUCACCAGCUUCUCGAAAUCAAUUAAUUAGGUUAAACCAAAUAAAAGCACCAAUUGAAAACAUUAUACGUUAUAUAUUAUAAAAAAACUUGGGGGGAAA
Messenger RNA from Populus trichocarpa (black cottonwood), 1306 nucleotides. RefSeq lists its product as uncharacterized. Gene Ontology annotation, cellular component: nucleus; cytoplasm. Lineage: Eukaryota; Viridiplantae; Streptophyta; Magnoliopsida; Malpighiales; Salicaceae. Gene Ontology annotation, molecular function: 3'-5' exonuclease activity; nucleic acid binding. The coding region runs from base 90 to 914 and encodes 274 amino acids. The transcript has 2 exons. The record is from RefSeq and is a predicted model, not a curated record.